Molecule: messenger RNA, 245 nt
Organism: Scutellospora calospora
Lineage: Eukaryota; Fungi; Glomeromycota; Glomeromycetes; Diversisporales; Gigasporaceae
Source: the annotation of a GenBank genome assembly
UUCUGAACAUCAAGUAGAAGAUUUAUUAAAAAUUGUAGAGGGAAUAUAUCCUGCUAUAGACUAUAAAAUCCCUAAAUUUGAGCAGAAUACAGUCCAUAAAUUUAACUCGAAAUUAUAUGAUUAUUUUACAGAUAUGCACUUUUUAGAUGACACAGAAACAAUUUUUAAUGAAUAUCGAAAAGGGACAAAAACUGUUUGGUUCCCAAUGAUUAAUUUUGUGAAACAUAGAAAUAUUUUAAUAACAG